Molecule: messenger RNA, 3751 nt
Organism: Hydractinia symbiolongicarpus
Lineage: Eukaryota; Metazoa; Cnidaria; Hydrozoa; Anthoathecata; Hydractiniidae
Product: reticulocyte-binding protein 2-like
Exons: 12
Coding region: 140-3655 (1171 amino acids)
Source: RefSeq, a predicted model, not a curated record
AAAACAACCUCGUCUAUUCAUAAAUAAGCACUGCGAUGGUUCGAUCUUCUAUUUAAAAUGGUAGCAUAAAUGUAAACAAAAACAAACGCAAGAACAGGGAAAAUCACCAACAACAACAAUUGACAACAACAAGGGUAAUAUGGAUGUAGAAGUUGCAGAAGGGAAAGUUACAAAAGAAAAUAGAGAACCUGUUUUGCUUCGACUACCUUUUCUGAAAAAAAAGGAAAAUCAAUAUGUACCACAACUGAUAAAAGUCCCGUUAUUAAAUAGUAAAGCUCAGGCAGCAAAACAAUCGCAACUGAUACACUUGCCUUUAAAACAAAGAAACUUAGUGAUUCAAAAUGUACAUGAAAAAAUAAUGCCACCUAAACUCAUUGACCUAAGAUCUGUCCUGAAUCUCCACAACAAAGAUAAUAAUCUUCGUACAAAGCCAUCCUACACAGACACUUUUUUAGCACCUAAAAAUCCCACGUUAGUAAAAUUACCAUCUGUGUUGCAUGAACCCGUGCUACUUGAUUCCCCAAAAAGAACUGUUUUGCAAUCACCAAAAAAGAUGCCACCUUCUGAACCCAUUCUUGUUGAUAUAAGGCUUCAUACGCCACAACAGCCAACCAAAUUAAUUAGCACAAUAGAACAACCGAGAUUAAUCAAAACUCCAGAUUUACCAAAUUUCAGUGAUCCACCAGUCAUACUUAAAGAUGCCCGUAGAAAAAAUGAGCAUAAACAACAGCAUGUAGAUGACUCACAAGACAGUGAUAGUGAAUAUAAAGGAAAAAGAAGAAGAAGCCGUGACGAUGAGCUUUAUGAUGUUAUAACUGAAUUGUUGCUGCAAAAGAAAAAAAGAAAAAAGAAGCGCAGAAGACUAAAAAUAUUUGAUAUUAUUGACAACAUUCCACUUACUAGUGAUAGUGACAGUGACGUUGAACCACUCAGAAAGCAUAGUAAAGAAAGAAACAAUAUUUUAGAACUCCCUAAUUUAGGUUUAACUUUUUUACCCCCAUAUACAAAUAAAAAAUCUGUUAAAGAGACAAGUAAAAUUACAAGUACAACACAACAGACUUUCUCUAGUUUACCUGAACCUCCAAGAGAUUUAUACAAACCAAAAGUGCCCAGGUUUUUAGACCCAAAUAAUAAAAAGGAUGACCCGUUAAGUUGGGAGAAUAUUAUUAAAGACGUUCGUCGUGAAACAAGAGAAACUCAAACAGAAAAAACACAGAAGGAAAACAACUUGGUCACACAAGAAAUACAAACUGAAAUAAGUGAUAUGAUUGACAUUCCACGUACCCAAACAUUUUUUACUGAGCAGAGAGAUCAUGUGAGUGAUAAAACAAAAGAAUUUUGUGAUCGCGUUCGAAAUGAAGUCCUACAAAAACUUGAUCAUCUGCAGUCAUUGGAAGAAAAAAGCUGUCAAACGAUUAGUCAUGCAUCAGUUCAAACUGAUGAAAUAAAGAAUGAUAAGGGGAAGACUGAUAGUUCUGUACAACAACAAAAUGUUAGAUUUAAAGAGGAAUCAUAUCCAUCACUUACACCUGAUAUUUAUUCCCAGCUUCAGUUUACUGAUGAUACACAAGAUGGCAAAAAGAAUUUCAUUGAUGUAAUGGACUUAGACCAAAAUCAAACAUCUGCUAAAGAUUAUGAAGAACCAUAUAAAAACAACAAUGAAAUUGAUACAGAUUUUACAGUGGAUUUUAAAAAUGAAUUCAAGAAUAAUAUCGGGAAGGAUUUGCCUUCUAAUAGCAAAACAAUUCAAGAUGAAGUUGUCACUACUUCUAAAACUGUGCCGGUAUCAACAAAAUCAUUGCUUUCAACUGGUGCUUCCCAAUCAACAAAACUAAAACAGAAUUCGAUAGAACAGUAUGUAUUUUUUAUAAGCAAGGGAAACGACCGACAUUCACAACAGAAGGACCGACAUCUAAAUUCAACUUUACAAAAUAAUAUGGAUGAAUUUUCAUAUGGUUUGAAAGCAUUGGAAGAUUUGCAUGAAAAUUUAGAGUUGGAGUUAAAGCAGUCAAAAUUUCUCUUCAACACAAUUAUGACGUUACAAGAUGGUUUCGCGCCAGACGAUCAAAAAAACAUCUCGGCUGAAGGGAGUGAAGAACUUCUACAAGGUGAUCAAUUUGACGUCAAAAUAAAUGCAAGAGAUAAAGAGAGAGAAGAUGCCCACUCUACUGAGAACGAUCAACAAGCACGCCCAUGCUUGGACUUGAAUGUGAAUCCGAAUGAUGUCAACCUGAAACAAGAAAAUGAUGAGUUGAAGUUCGAUAACGUCAUAGGAAAACCUGACUUUCAAAGUAGUGUUGAGUUUGAAUCAAUGCCAGAUAAGAAGGAUGGUGAUAAUGAUGAAAUGGCUCCUCGUUAUGAGGUGCAGUCUCGAUUAAAUUCAGCGUUUUCACCUAGAAGUGAUAUUUUUUCUCCAAGAAGUGCAUACAGUGAACUACGGAAUACUAGUUCUGUCCGCUUUUCAGCAGAUUUAUUAAAUGAAAAUGAAAAAGAAGAAAUAGAAAAUGAAGAAGAAAUGAAACAAAGAAAAGAAAAAGAGGAAGCAAUGAAGAAAGAGAUACGAAAAAGAAUUCUCAAAGAUACCGAUGAUAAAGAGAAUGAAAGCAAAGUAGAUGAAAAACGUACAAAGCUUCUUGCUUGGAUGAAGAACAAACAUAAAGAAAGAUCACAAACUUACAAACAAAUGGUUGAUGAAAGGCGAGGUGCAGAACAUAGACCAUUUCUGUCAAAGCGUCAAGUUACAAAACGAGAAAUUGAUCAAAACACGACCAUACAAGAUGACUUAAAAAGAGCCAUGUUGGAGGAAAACAACGAAGAGCGUGUACGUAUGGCGCAAAAGCUUGUUGAUGAGGUGAUGUCGAAAAAGAAAAAAAUGAAAACAAAGUCACCGUUCCGUCGAAAAUUUAAAAAUGAGCGUUAUAAAAACUCGACAACCUCAAUACCAGUCCGUGAAACGCGUGCAAGUCGCAUUAGAAGAACUGCACUCAUUUCUGACGUAUUAAAUACGACGAAAUUACGUCAGGAGACGUCACGACGUAAGUUAAAAAGUAAGACUAAAGAACGCCGCAAGGAAUCUGUCGGUUCAAAUUUUGCUGACGUUGUAUUUCCUAAUCAAAGUAUGGAUUGUCGAAGUACCGCUGGCCGAAGUAGCCGGAUGUCGGUGGAAGCACAUGAGUUUGUUACCAAGGUUACAUACGACAGAUAUCAAGAUAAACUAACAAAACGACUUCGGCAAACCGUAAAGCAAUACGAUUCUCCGGAUUAUAUCGAUUACGUCACUAAUGACGGUAGAAGAACCCAAAAUAGUCUUAAUGUUAACGAAGCACGAAAUAGUAGCCUUUCAAAAUUUUCAUACAAGUCUGCUCUGGAUACGAGACCAAAACGAUACGAUGCGAAUUCCAUCGAUAUUCACAUUGGGUUGAACGCCAACCAGUCUAGUGCGUCUCUCCAGUCUAGUGUUGAUAACACUGAAGUGAAAAACAUUCUACAAAAAUAUGGUCUUCACGUCGAUGAGGGAUUAUUUGGUGGAAAAUCAGAAACCUCGAAUUUGUUGGCGGAGGUGGAGUUUGCGUUGUUAGACGAGAAUAGUGAAGCAAGUCCAACCACACUCGAUACUAUCGAUUGGAAUGAAGUCGAUAAAAUACUAAACGAAUAAAAAUAACUUCCGUCUUUGUAAAUAAAUAUAUUCUAUUUUGAUUGUUUUUAAUUUUUUCUAAAUUAUCCUAAUGGAAUAGAUAUUCCCAAAGAAAUA